This is a messenger RNA of Daucus carota subsp. sativus, 1384 nucleotides long. RefSeq names its product protein BASIC PENTACYSTEINE4. Gene Ontology annotation, biological process: response to ethylene. NCBI's taxonomy places the organism in Eukaryota, Viridiplantae, Streptophyta, Magnoliopsida, Apiales, Apiaceae. The record is from RefSeq and is a predicted model, not a curated record. The transcript is spliced from 3 exons. Gene Ontology annotation, molecular function: DNA-binding transcription factor activity; sequence-specific DNA binding. Bases 227 to 1141 code for a protein of 304 amino acids. Gene Ontology annotation, cellular component: nucleus.
AUUUUCAACAUUAGCGAUUAAAAUCCAUAAAAAAAGUGAAAAUUAGCGAUUAAAAUCGCAUAUAAUCCUACUCCCUACUUGUCACUUCCCCUCUUUCUUUCUGGGCGAUGCUUUUUUACCUUCGAUGAUUCUUUCAAUCUGAAGAUUCCGUGGUUUAAGAAGAGUGGAUAUCAUAAAUUCACUAGUUGAGACUAAGUUGUCCAUAUUUCCCCUCACUUGCAACUUCAUGGAUAAAGGUGGUCGUGCUCGACACAUGGAGUUCUACAAAGGUGCUCACAGUCAGUGGAAUAUGGUGCCCCAAUAUCAGAUGAAGGAUCAGAAUGCUUUCUUAAUGCCUGGGAAGAUUGCACACAUCAUUGCUGAGAGGGAUGCUGCUUUUGAGGAACGUGAUAGAGCUCUUUCUGAAAGAAAGGCUGCAUUGGAGGAAAGAGAUUCAGCGAUCCAGCUACGUGAUGCAGCAAUCUCUGAGCGUGACAGUGCUUUAAGGGAACGAGAAAUUGCUCUCGAAGCCCUUCGAUUCCAGGAGACGACCAUGAGCACUGCAUGGAACAACACUAUCCAACGUGGAUCAAAGCGAGUUCACCAUGUUGCUAAUUACCCCUUGGUAGCUGCUUACAACACAAAGGAAGGGGCUAUAACUGAUGCGUUCCCGCUACAAGCCAUUUCAUCUGAAGGUGUAAAGGCGCACCAGGAAAAACCUAGAAAACCAAAGAAGUUUGUUUCAUCAAAGUCACAACUGAAGGCGAAGAAAAUAAAUGAAGAUUUGAACAGGCAUGUCACUACUGACUGGUCAAAGGCUGAGUGGGAUGCUAAGAAUCUCGGCUCGAUGAAGCAAAUCAUAUAUGAUGAAUCCACAAUGCCUAUACCCGUUUGCUCGUGCACAGGAGUUCAGCAUCAGUGUUACAAAUGGGGAAACGGGGGCUGGCAGUCGUCCUGUUGCACAACCACCAAGUCACAGUAUCCUUUGCCGCAAUUGCCAAAUAAGCGACACUCAAGGAUGGGUGGAAGAAAGAUGAGCGGGAAUGUUUUUUCUAGAUUGCUAACUCGGUUAGCAGCCGAAGGCCAUGACACUCGCAUGCCCUUAGAUCUUAAAGAACACUGGGCUAAGCAUGGUACCAAUCGCUACAUCACCAUCAGAUAAAUUCCCAACAAAACCUGGGUUUUAGGUUUUUUCUUAUUCCUUAAUCCCUGCUUGUGGAUCGAAAGUUAUCGCUUGAUGCUAUGUUAACCUAAACGGGGAUAAAUUUGGAUCUGGAAUACAGACUUUGUUUCCAAAAUAGUGAGUCAGGUCAAUUAUUUGGGGGUAAAUUUUCCGUGGAUGAAUUUAUACAUACUGCAGCUUUGGUUACGGAUUAACUGUUUUGUGGAAAAGUUUUUGCUUGCA